AUGAGCUAUAACCACCGUGCAAUUCCACUUCUUGAGUCUCAAGAUUCGCGCAAGGGUUUAUGUCUUCGCAAUUCCUCUAUCACACUGCAGGCUCUCGAAUUUAAGCGCGAACGGGGUCGCUUAGAGCCUCACUUACUCAAAAGGAUUGUGAAUUAUGCUAUUUCACACAAUGUCCAGCGGUUAGGACUUUGGUUCUAUACUGUUCUUGCACAUAUUCCACCGACGAUGUUUUCAUGUCAUACUUUAACACAUCUUAAGCUUUCUACUUACCCUAAUGGAGGUCAUGAAACAUUGUUUCCAAAAUCUUUCAAUUUGCCGGCACUAACUAGCUUGCAACUAGAGAGUUUUGGAUUUUGCCUUGGUGAUAAUGAUCGUGCUGAGCCUUUUUCGACAUUUAACAAGUUGAAUAGUUUGAUCAUUACCAAUUCUACCUUGAGUGGUGCAGGAACCCUUUGCAUAUCAAGUGCUACGCUUAUGAACUUAACUAUGUAUACUCGUUUCCGAAGAUUAGACUCAAUUGAGCUAUGUACUCCAAGUCUUUGUACGUUUGCUUUUAUCGGUAGUCCUCAGAAACUCUCCAGGAGCUAUGUUUCUUCUCUUAAACAUGUAGAUAUUGAGAUAAACAAAGUAGAGCCUCCUUUGUUUCUAUUAAACUGGCUGCAAGAGCUUCCUGAUAUAAAAUCAUUGACGGUCACUUCAACUACUCUUCAGGUUCUCUACUUAAUUCCUGAUCUGUUGAAGACUGACCUCCCUUCAUUGGGUAACUUGAAGUCAUUGAGAGUGAAAAUGGUGAAACUCUCAAGUUAAUUAGGGAUGUCAUGUUACAGAAAAUCAAGUCAAAGAAAGAAGCUGCUAAGUUACGAAAAGCAUUUAGAGAUGGAUUGAAACCAUCUUCACUCAUACCUGAUGGAAUAGUGGACUUCUUGCUUCAAAAUUCACCUUCGGCAAAAGUUGACUACAUAGAUUUCUCAAGUCUACCUCUUAGAGAAAUACAUAUAUAAUUGGUACUGAUUCAUUACCAGGAGAAUCAAUCUGGGGUGGACAAAAUCCAGGAGAAGCAUUUGAAAUUUCCCUCGUAUUGAGAGUAAGCUGAUAAAACCACAAGAACAAUUAAAGUGAAAAAUUCGACAACUUUCAUGAUACAAAAUAUUGCUGCUUACUAUAUCAGUCUGGAAAUAAGUCAGUUCUAGAAGAACACCAGUAAUAUGAUAUGAUGAUAUUUAGCUUCUAUUUAUCUUUUUUAUAUUAGAGAAAAUAAUAUAGGAAGUGAAAUUUCUUGCCGUGAAAAUGAUGGAUCCGUUAGGAUCUCUGUAGCAACUUCUAUUACAAUCUUCUCCCAUCCGACUGGAAUUGGUUGUUCUUCUGAAAAUGGAUAGCUGCCCAUCAUGGUGCACCAAUUAGUCUUUUUUAUAGACAUGUCAAAAUAAAUAUUUUACCUUUUUUUUGCGCUAA
Medicago truncatula (barrel medic) is the source of this 1452-nucleotide messenger RNA. Its product is annotated as putative F-box/FBD/LRR-repeat protein At1g78760. Bases 1 to 807 code for a protein of 268 amino acids. The transcript has 4 exons. Lineage: Eukaryota; Viridiplantae; Streptophyta; Magnoliopsida; Fabales; Fabaceae. The record is from RefSeq and is a predicted model, not a curated record.